UCGAGGCUGCAUUUCUCAGCACAGUGUUCGAGGAUUUCCCCUUUACGCAUUAUAAUUUGGCAGUUUCUGCAUUUACAAUGAUUAUAUGAAAGCAGUUGUUAUCCUCUUUCGGGAUAAGUGUACUGGGUGGUGGCCACAACCUACGGUUCGCCGUAGGAGUCACCAGACUCGAAUAUCAAUGCAGGAAGUGUGAUCGAACGGUGUCAGACGAGUCAUCGAUAGUACGGAAAGACAAAAGUAUCGUCUGGGGAAAGAUCGUACUACGCAUAUUAUGGACGUAUCUGACGAACUGGUUUGACAGUAGCCUAUUCUCAUAGGCUUCUGUGUACAUUGUGUUUAUUCUUUGGGAUAUAACCGUCCAAAACAGCCUCAAACCUCGCCUCAUUACUUUUGUUUUGGUGGGUUUUUCUCGAGCAGAGGAAACAAAAUGGCGGAUGUAGAUCCAGAAACCUUGUUAGAAUGGCUACAGAUGGGCCAAGGAGACGAGAGAGAUAUGCAGCUGAUCGCACUCGAACAACUUUGUAUGCUGCUUCUGAUGUCGGAUAAUGUGGAUAGAUGUUUUGAAAGCUGCCCUCCACGCACCUUCCUACCAGCUCUGUGCCGCAUCUUCCUGGACGAGUGUGCCCCAGACAACGUGCUGGAAGUGACGGCCCGUGCCAUCACCUACUACCUGGACGUCUCCGCUGAGUGCACUCGCAGAAUCGUGGCUGUAGAUGGCGCCAUCAAGGCUCUGUGCAACCGGCUGGUUGUCGCCGAGAUGUCCUCCCGCACCAGCAAAGACCUGGCCGAGCAGUGUAUCAAAGUCCUGGAGUUGAUCUGUACUCGAGAGUCGGGUGCGGUGUUCGAGUCUGGCGGGCUGAACUGUGUCCUGACCUUCAUCCGUGAGCAUGGCUCCCAGGUACACAAGGACACCCUCCACUCCGCCAUGUCCGUCGUGUCCCGGCUGUGUGGCAAGAUGGAGCCGCAGGACACCUCGCAGGAGACGUGUGUGGAGUCUCUGUCUACCCUGCUGGAGCACGACGACCAAUACGUUGCUGAUGGAGCGCUUCGCUGCUUUGCCUCACUGGCUGACAGAUUCACCCGACGUGGAAUUGACCCUGCCCCCCUGGCCAAGCAUGGUCUGAUCCAGGAGCUCCUGCAACGCCUGCACCGCGUGGGGGAGGCGGGGCACAACGUCUCCCUCACCAGUACCCCGGGGACGGCUAACAUGGCCGCCGAGUCCAAGUCCAGUCCCAGCAUGUCAACUGUCAUCAGUCUCCUGUCUACACUGUGUCGAGGAUCUCCUGUCAUCACCCACGACCUGCUGCGCUCAGAGUUGCCGGAAGCAGUGGAGAGUGGACUAAGAGGGGAUGAGAGAUGCUGCCUGGACACGAUGAGGCUGGUGGACCUGCUGCUGGUGCUGCUGUUCGAGGGGAGGAAGGCGCUGCCCAAGACGGGCGUGUGUAGCAUCACAAGUCGCCUGCCGGGGCUGAGGCGCACAGACAGUGCCGGAGAGAGGUCACACCGCCAGCUCAUUGACUGUAUACGAAGCAAGGACACUGACGCUCUCAUAGACGCGAUAGAUAAUGGUUUUGAAGUCAACUUCAUGGAUGACGUGGGACAGACUCUCCUCAACUGGGCCUCUGCAUUCGGAACCCAAGAAAUGGUGGAGUUCCUGUGUGAACGAGGAGCCGAUGUCAACCGAGGCCUACGCUCCUCCUCUCUCCAUUAUGCAGCCUGUUUUGGCAGACCACAGAUUGUCAAAACGCUGUUGCGGUAUGGAGCCAAUCCCGACCUGCGUGAUGAAGACAGCAAGACCCCGCUGGACAAGGCUCGUGAGAGGGGGGACGAGGGUCACAGGGAGGUCAUCCAGAUCCUGCAGUCGCCAGGUGAGUGGAUGGUGCCCGUGAACCGAGAAGGCGCGCAGGCCACAACAGAAGGAGAGAAGGAGAAGAAGGAAGAGAACAGUGAAUCGGAGCGAGUCGACUCGGCCGAGCCCAAGGGCGAUCCUGAGGUGGCGCCACUAUAUGUGCAACGACUGCUACCUGUCUUCACACAAGUGUUCCACAGCUCCAUGCUAGCCUCAGUCAGGAAAGCCAGCUUGUCUCUGAUCCGCAAGAUGCUGCACUAUAUGGGGGCCCCCUUGCUGGACGAGAUGUGUGGGCCGGAGUUCACCUCCCCCAACUUUGCUUCAUCGCUCACUGAAGUCCUGGCCACCGUCCUCGACACAGAGGACGAUGACGAUGGUCACUACACAGUGCUGCAGAUCACACAAGACCUCAUGCAGAAGGGACAGAGCACCUUCCUGGAACACUUCGCUCGCCUCGGACUGUUUGGCCGUGUCCUGGGACUGGCCGGUCCAGCGCCGGAGGAAGAUGAGACUGUAGUGAAAGCCAAGGAUGAGAAGUUCUGCAUCAAAGAGGAGGAAGAGGCCGUGGUGGAGGAUGCCCGGGAGAUCGUGCAGGGGAAGCCCUACCAUUGGCGGGACUGGUGCAUUGUGCGCGGCCGCGACUGCCUCUACCUGUGGAGUGACGCUGCCGCCCUGGAACUCUCCAACGGCAGUAACGGCUGGUUCCGCUUCAUCCUGGACAGCAAACUGGCCACCAUGUACUCCAGUGGCAGCCCAGAGGGGGGCUCCGAUAGCUCAGAGAACCGCGGGGAGUUCCUAGAGAAGCUGCAGCGAGCUCGCAGUCAGAUCAAGGCGGGCACCCCCAGCCAGCCUAUCAUGACCCACCAGUGCGCCACCCGGCUGGUGGUCGGGAACUGGGCACUCACAUGCAAGAAGGAGGGCGAGGUCCAGAUCCACAACUCAGACGGCCAACAGGCCACAAUAUUACGAGAAGAUCUUCCUGGGUUCAUCUUUGAGUCAAAUCGCGGCACCAAACAUUCAUUCACUGCGGAGACGUCACUCGGACCCGAGUUUGCCGUGGGCUGGGGAGGCAAGAAGAGCAAGAAACUAAGAUCAAAAGUAGACGCCAUUAGGUCGAAGGUGAAGAGUUUAGCUCGAGAGUUGUAUGAAGAUUACUUCAAGGCUGCGGAGGCCACACCGAGGGGCGUUGUUGCCAAGCUGUGCGGGAUCGUUCAACAGUUGGAAUCUUCCUGUGCAAAACAGAUCAGUCAGAUCAAGUGUACAAAUGGAGACGUGACGUGGCGGCAGGAGAUGCGCAGUGCGCUGGAGGAGUUGGUGUCGCUGCUGAAGGAUGAGCACACCAUCUCCUCCUUCGAACUUUACAGUAGCGGCCUCGUCCAGACCAUGCUCAACGUCCUCAACAACAACAUAGAAGAUAUUCAAACCAAGGAGAGCAAGAAGAGGACUAAAGAUAGAAUAAACAUCUUCAAGACCGUCUUUCACGAAAAGGAGAGACUGACUGAGGACGGUGUCGCUCCAGCAAUCCAGUUGACGAGGAAACUCAUCUCAGCACUGGAGUCCAUCGAGAAGCUGCCGGUGUUUACAUACGACCUGCCAGGGUCUGGGUACGGACUGCAGAUAUUAACAAGGAGGCUGAGGUUCAGGCUGGAGAGGUCAACAGGGGAGACUACUCUGAUAGACAGAACCGGCCGCAGUCUGAAGAUGGAGCCACUGACCACGGUGUCAGACCUGGAGAGAUACCUGCUGAAAAUGGUUGCUAAGCAAUGGUACGACUACGAGCGGGUGACCUUCAACUUUGUGAAGAAGUUGAAGGAGAAUGACUGCCCCAUUACGUUCGUCCACCAGCAUGACUUUGAUGAACACGGCCUCCUCUACUGGGUCGGCACCAACGCAAGAACUGCCUACGAGUGGGUGAACCCUGCUCAGUAUGGCCUGGUGGUCGUCACGUCGUCCGAGGGCCGCAAUCUGCCGUACGGCAAACUGGAGGACAUACUGUGUAGGGACAGUGCUGCCCUAAACUGCCACACCAAUGAUGACAAGAAAGCGUGGUUCGCCAUCGACCUGGGCGUGUGGAUCAUCCCAACAUGCUACACGCUCCGCCACGCCAGGGGAUACGGAAAAUCGGCACUGCGCAACUGGAACUACCAGAUGUCGAAGGAUGGAAUCACCUGGCAGACACUCUACCACCACACCGACGACUGCUCGCUCAACGAACCAGGGUCGACAGCGUCGUGGCCGGUGGAGGCUCCCAAGGAUGAGAAGCAGGGCUGGCGUCACGUGCGUCUACACCAGACCGGGAAGAACGCUAGUGGCCAGACUCACUACCUCUCCCUGUCAGGCUUUGAGAUCUACGGGACUGUCACCGGUGUCUGUGAUGAUAUAGGCAAGGCAGCCCGCGAAGCCGAGGCAAACCUGCGACGGCAGCGGCGGAUCCUGCGGACCCACGUGCUGAAGCAGAUGAUGCCGGGUGCGAGGGUGGUGCGAGGGAUGGACUGGAAGUGGCGGGACCAGGACGGCAGUCCCCCGGGGGAGGGGCUCGUCACGGGGGAGCUACAUAAUGGCUGGGUGGAUGUUACAUGGGAUGCUGGUGGCUCCAACUCCUACAGGAUGGGAGCCGAGGGGAAAUUUGACCUUGCCCUUGCUCCAUCACAUGACCCCGACAAGUUGCGGUUCACCAAGACAGAGCAGACUGCGACAGGCAUGGCCAAGAACAGAACAGUUGGAUCAUCCGUGUCUGACAAGGUGAAGGUGAGUGUGCUGACCAGCAGGAAGAGUAGCUCGACCCCGAGUCUGAGCGAGGUGUCAGAGGCGAAGGCGUCCGUGGCCAGCACAGAGCAGGCGUCCUCUGCGGAGAAUCUGACGGCCAGUAUGAAGGCUGUGAGGGAGGCCGCUGAGAAUGUUGCUGAGAGUAUGGUGAAUCGAGCCAGCUCGGAUGCUAUCGUCAUGGUGACAGUGGACCAGGCCGAUGAGUCCUCUGAUAGAACUCUGACAAAUGACCCCGUGGUGGUGGUGCACCGAGGCAGCGAGGACAUGGCGGGCAGCAGCGAGUGUGGUUUGAUGGACACGGCGUGCGAGAUGGACGUGGCCCAGGAGCCGGUGCGGGGCGCCGUGGGUGGAGUGAAGGAGGUCCACCACCUUUCCAACGCCAACCGGGAAAAGCAGGCGAAGAACGAGGCGGCCAAGAAGGCGGACUCCCAGACACGCAGCUCCCCGACCAACCUGAUGAGCGUCAGCGUCCCCAAUCUCCCCACCAGCAUGGAGCAGACUGCCAGCCUCCUCGACACUUUUGCUGCCGCAGCGCGCCGCAAUCUCUCUGGAGGCAGCGGCAGCAACAUCGUCCGCAAUGCCAACGCUAGUAGUCUGGUCCGACUUGCACUGUCCAACUCUCCCAUUGACCUAGGCAAUCUCCUCAGUGCGGCCCAGAGCUACCCCAGCCUCACGUCCUCUGCGGGUCAGACGUCCAACACACUGACCACCACCCAGACCAUGGCCAAUGUGACGUCACUGAGCCAGGCCCUCACACGCAGCCUCACGUCCACCUCCAGCGAGAGUGACAACGAGUUCCUGGACAGUUGCCGGGCAACCACGCUCCUGGCAGAACUGGAGGACGAUGAAGAGCUGCCGGAACCGGACGAUGACGACGAUGAGAAUGAGGACGAGAAUGAAGAUGACGAGGACUAUGAUGAUGUCCUGGUAUGUCCAGCGAACCGCUCCACUUCUGCUCCUCCUCCUCCUCCUCAUAAUAAGGAGGAAGAUGAGCUGGACACCCGUGAUAGACGGACUUGGGAUGAUGAGUUUGUUCUCAAGCGUCAGUUCUCCGCUCUGAUUCCGGCAUUUGAUCCCCGCCCAGGGCGGACCAACGUCAACCAAACUCAGGACUUUGAGAUCCCUGCUCCAGGUGCUGCAGAUAACGGAGCUGGGGAACAGAGGGAGAUGGUGGCUCAGCCCCGACUAGUGCUGGCUCUCCGAGCGCCGUGUCUGCCUGGGAUGAAUGACGAGGAGUUCCUGCUGGCGGAUGCUGGAUCGUGCGUCUUCAAGUACGUACAACACCUCCUGACACUCGGCUCCCACGCCGGACGCAACGAGCGGCUGAAGAGGAUCUGGGAACCCACAUACACGAUCAUCUACAAGGAGUUGAAGGAGGAGGAGGAGAAGGACUCGGACAAGGGCAGCAAGACGUCCUCCCCGGUGGACAAGUUCGGGGUUCUGCGGCAGAGUCUGCUUGACUGGGACCUGCCUCGCGCCGGCGACAUCACCAGCUGCACCGUCGACCACGUCCUCAACCUGCUGCAGCGGAUGUUUGCCAUCACCAUGGAGCAGGCCACGCCCAGUAAGAGGAAUGACAACAGCGAGGUUCAGUUAAACAUUCCAGCUGAUGAGUUCAUCAGCAAGAAGAUCACUAACAAGGUUGUGCAACAAAUUCAGGAUCCCCUGGUGCUAGCAAGUCAUGCGUUGCCGGAGUGGUGUGAGCAUCUCACACGCUGGUGCCCCAUGCUGUUCCCCUUCGAGACGCGGCAGCUGUACUUCACCUGUACAGCAUUCGGCACCUCCAGAGCCAUCGUGUGGCUGCAGAACAAGCGUGACGCCAGUAUAGAGCGGAACCGUGGCCCUCUGCCCCGCCGAGACGACGGCCAUGAGUUCCGUGUGGGGAGGUUGAAGCAUGAGAGGAUCAAGGUUCCGCGUGGGGCGCAGCUCCUGGAGUGGGCGAUGCAGGUCAUGAAACACCACGGCCAGAGGAAGGCCGUGCUCGAGAUUGAGUUUGAGGGAGAAGAAGGCACUGGUCUUGGACCGACGCUAGAGUUCUAUGCUCUAGUUGCCGCGGAGAUGCAGAGGAAGUCCCUGGGCCUGUGGCUGAGUGAUGAUGAUAUCGUGGAUACUUCAGAACGAGAGGUUGAUAUUGGUCAUGGCGUACGUCCUCCUGGGUAUUACGUGCAGAGAAUCGGGGGACUGUUCCCUGCGGCACUGCCUCAAGACAGUGCAGACAUGGAUCGAGUGGAGAGAAUCUUCUUCUUCCUGGGCACCCUCCUAGCCAAGUGUCUGCAGGACAACCGCCUCAUCGACCUGCCCCUUUCCCGCCCCUUCCUCAAGCUGAUGUGUAUGGGUGAGGUGGGCCACAACAUUGCCCAGCAGUACCACGACCUCUCCCAGAAGGGCUACGGCAAUAUGCUGGAGUCCUGGCACAGCGAGAGCAGCGACAUGAUCACCAGCAUCGAGGAGAUCGAGAAGGAGAUGAAGAUGGACCAGCCCAAGUCUCGCCACAAUCUCCUCACGCCCUGGUUUGCUGGCAUCCUGACGGAGGAGGACUUCGAGAUCGUCAACCCACACAGGGCGGCCUUCCUGAGGCAGCUGCGUGACCUGUCGGCCAAGAAGCAGAGGAUCCUGAAAGACAAGUCGCUGUCGGAGGACCAGAAGAACAUCCUCUUGGAGGAACUGGCCCUGCCGAACCCCGCCGACCCUUGCAUGGCAGUCAGACUGGAGGAUCUAGGCUUGACCUUCCAGUUCAACCCGUCCUCUAAAGUCUAUGGCUACACCUCGUACGAUCUCAAGCACAAUGGAGAAAAUGAGGACGUGUCACUGGACAACAUUGAGGAGUAUAUCGAGCUGGUCACAGACUUCUGCUUCAACAACGGCAUCAGGAGGCAGAUGGAUGCAUUCAGAGCUGGGUUUAACCUGGUGUUCCCCAUGGAGAAGCUGCACUCCUUCAGCCCCACGGAGCUCGGAAGUCUGCUGUGUGGCGACCAGGCCCCCUGCUGGACCAGGGAGGACAUCAUCACAUACACAGAGCCCAAGCUGGGCUACACCCGGGAGAGUCCGGGCUUCCAGAGGUUGGUCAUCGUCCUGCUUGGCCUAACAGCGGAUGAACGUAAAGCGUUCCUUCAGUUCACCACCGGUUGCUCCUCACUGCCACCAGGUGGCCUCGCUAACCUCCAUCCUCGACUGACGGUUGUGCGCAAGGUGGACGGCAAUGACAGCAGCUACCCCUCUGUGAACACCUGUGUCCACUACCUGAAGCUCCCCGAGUACUCCUCGGAGUGCAUCCUACGAGAAAGACUGUUGGAUGCCACCAAGGAGAAAGGCUUCCACUUAAACUAGACAUGGAUCUCAUGGUACUCCUGCACCAGGUUCACAGCAAGAUGGCUCCCAUCUACACACCUGCCAACUCAGACGUGGAUUCAGUGACCAUAAUAUCGGACACAUGGAAUGUUGAAAAAUGUUCUCACCUUUGUGCCGAGAAGGACGAGUCACAAUUAAAUGGAAAUCAUGUUAUAUAUUUGCCCCUGCAUUUAUGAAGAGUUGAUCCACGGGGCAUUACUGUGUUCAGCCAUGAUGUGGGCUUUCAUGCCAGUCACCAUGGACCGGAACCAUCUGUCGUCGUACGGUUCCUUCAGGCUGUCAGAGAACCAACAGUUUAUUUAAGUCAUGUUUCUUCAAGCAAAGCUGUGUCUGGAGUCAGUUGACCUUAGUCAUGUUCUCACAGCUGCUGGUAUUCUGGCCAACUGAAACAGCUCCACACAUGGCUUCUAGUACUUUGUGCAAUGACAAGUGUUACAUAUUCUGCAAGGAUUGAUAUAAAUGUACAAACUAGGGUGGGACUACCUCCUCACACAGCAUGUAAGACAGUGCUGUGCCAGCUCCCCCUGGCUGUCGUGAGUCAGGGGGAUACGCUGUAGCAGGUUUGAGAAGGUAUGGCCUCCGUAAAUAAACCUACACACCUAACUACAUCAGGUGAGUCCUCUUGGCUGUGAUGGGGACACAUGUAUGACACAUGUAUGUAUGACACUGUGUGCCACAUGGACCCUGUAUAUAGUGUACAUUUAGAAAGCCUCCCUCCCAGGGUGGAGGGAGGUGUAGACGUCCUAGACAAGUGAUGCUUCCAUCACUCCCGUGUCAACAUAAUGUGCCCCUAUUUAAUUUAAUCAUAUCAGUGCCGUCGAUGAUUGUGUUUGAAGUUUUCUAUGUUUUUUACCAGCUGUUGCAGCUGUCUAUUUAUUUCUGUGUGUUUCUCCUGCUUGGAACCUACUCUCUGGGGACUGGGGCAAUACUGUGGUGACCGAUGUCAGCUACACCCACAACACAACAGCAGCGAUUCUACACGGGACGAGUGCAGAGCAAUGCUUACACCACACUAUCAUUGCGCUUCUGUUCAGAAAUAAUCAAUAGUUUGGCCAAUCAGAGUAUAUCCAUUUCACAUGAUCUUUUUAGGAAAGGCAUUUUUAUUCCAUAUCCUUUUUAUCAUCCAAUGAUAUUGAUGAUUCUCAUUAUAGGGAUUUAUUUUGUUUGUCAGAUUAUCAAAUUUGAUGAGUAAGAGUGUGUGUGGUGUGUGAGUGUGUGUAGUUUGGACCACUGCUGUUUAUCUUCUGUUCAUUUUCUUGUUUUUCUGUAGUUUCUCAUCAGUAUUUAUAUUCCUAGCUAGCUGCAAGUAGCAUGGUUUGGGAGAGAUGUAGUGAGAAAUAGUCAUAAGAAAAAGAUGUGCCAAAUAAUCCAACUGGAAACUUGUACUACUAUCGUAACAUUACUGCAUAUAUAAAACAGCAUCUUGCAUGGAGACGAUAUGUUAAAUACUGCUUUAAACAUGGUAGGCAAAUUAAGCACAAAAAUAACCAUGUAAAAAGUUUGUUUUUAGAGCAAGAUCUGAGCCUUUUCCUCCUGUUAUUAUUCUACAUUGAGAUCCGAGCUUGUGUGUACGAGUAGUGUCUACAGUAUGUUGUUGAUUCACUAUCAUUCAAGCCUUUCAAAGCAUUUAAUGAUCUCCCCAACAUGGCUACAUUAACCUAGCAGAUAAGAGUGUUAUGCUGGGACAGUAUUAGAGGGAAAGUAAUUCACUCCACUGGUCAUGCAGAACUACCUGGGACCCACUGAGGUGCUUGCUACCACCUGUGUUGUGGAGCAGUAGAAGACGGAGUUGUGUGUGACAUGAGGCAGGACCAACCCCCUGUGUUGUGGAGCAGUAGAAGACAGAGUUCUGUGUGACAUGAGGCAGGACCAACCCCCUGUGUUUUGGAGCAGUAGAAGACAGAGUUCUGUGUGACAUGAGGCAGGACCAACCCCCUGUGUUGUGGAGCAGUAGAAGACGGAGUUCUGUGUGACAUGAGGCAGGACCAACCCCCUGUGUUGUGGAGCAGUAGAAGACGGAGUUCUGUGUGACAUGAGGCAGGACCAACCCCCUGUCUGUGUGUGAGCAUUGCACAGCCUCCACACAAUUGUCAUGCUGGUCCGUACUUACCUGUAGAAACACCUGGAUACCACAUCCUCAUCUCCUGUUGUACCUCAACAGACAUGGCAGAACACGUCUUCACCCCCUAGCGGUGCGUUACCUCGGCAUCUCUCACCCUGGCUCGACCGCCCACGGUGUAAUGUGCGAUGCCAGUUGUGUUAAACUGAAAGGGUUGGAAUUUUUGUGUGUCUUCUACACAAGAUCCAGAUCUAUUGCAAGUUGUCACAUUCUGUGUCAUUCCUAUGUUAUUUAUGGCAGUAUUAGCUUUGAGUUCUGUCCUGUAGAUGGAGCAGUUACUCCCUCCCGGGAUGAGUGAUGUGGUCACCACAGACUUGGUUACCACUGCCCUGUUCAAGAGCAGUCAGACAAACGUGAGGUGCUUUAAUGCUCUAUGCAUUGUCUGUGUGAUACUAGAUACUAAUAUUUAUCUUGGAUGUGGACUGUGGUUGUCCCGGUCAUCAAAGGCCUCUGACUCGGUGUAGUGUGUCCGACUGACUCGCUGCCAGUUGUGAGUCAUACUGACUAGCUGUCAGUUGUGUGUCCUACUGACUCGCUGCCAGUUGUGUGUCCGACUGACUCGCUGCCAGUUGUGUGUCAUACUGACUCGCUGUCAGUUGUGUGUCAUACUGACUCGCUGCCAGUUGUGUGUCAUACUGACUAGCUGCCAGUUGUGUGUCAUACUGACUCACUGCCAGUUGUGUGUCCUACUGACUCGCUGCCAGUUGUGUGUCCUACUGACUCGCUGCCAGUUGUGUGUCCUACUGACUCACUGCCAGUUGUGUGUCCUACUGACUCGCUGCCAGUUGUGUGUCAUACUGACUCGCUGCCAGUUGUGUGUCAUACUGACUUGCUGCCAGUUGUGUGUCAUGCUGACUCGCUGCCAGUUGUGUGUCAUACUGACUCGCUGUCAGUUGUGUGUCAUACUGACCAGGGUGGAACCUAAUGAUGCCGACCUCAACCUGGCUUUCUGAUAUUCAGUUUUAUCUCAAGCAGAGAGAAUCACACUUGGGUGUUUUCUUGUAUGCUAGAAUGACCCCAGGGUGUUGGCUCCUUCCUGCACAGAGUUGAGACAGAUAUUUAAGUAGGACAUGCCUAGGUCACAGAUAUUUGUGUAGAGCGUGAGUGAAUCACCAAUAUAUGUGUCAAGUGUCUGUGGAUCACAGAUAUUUGUGUAGAGUGUCUGUGAAUCACAGAUAUAUAUGUAUAGAGAACAUCUGAUGAUCACAGAUAUUUAUGUAGAGGAUCCGUGGAUCAUGGUUAUUUAUGUAGAGCGUCUGUGGGUCACGGAUAUGUUUGUACAAACUCCACCAUAUGUAAAUGAGCAUCUGUAUACUGUGAGUGAUUCUGAGAGAAUAUGUGAUGUCUGCUUGGGUAUUAAAGGAUUAAAAUACAAAUUUAAAUCCAA
Haliotis rufescens (red abalone) is the source of this 11469-nucleotide messenger RNA. Its product is annotated as E3 ubiquitin-protein ligase HECTD1-like. Gene Ontology annotation, molecular function: metal ion binding; ubiquitin protein ligase activity; protein binding. Gene Ontology annotation, biological process: proteasome-mediated ubiquitin-dependent protein catabolic process; protein K63-linked ubiquitination; anatomical structure development. Lineage: Eukaryota; Metazoa; Mollusca; Gastropoda; Lepetellida; Haliotidae. The transcript is spliced from 44 exons. The record is from RefSeq and is a predicted model, not a curated record. Gene Ontology annotation, cellular component: nuclear speck. The coding region runs from base 428 to 7942 and encodes 2504 amino acids.